This is a messenger RNA of Anopheles maculipalpis, 218 nucleotides long. Its product is annotated as cecropin-B. The record is from RefSeq and is a predicted model, not a curated record. Gene Ontology annotation, cellular component: extracellular region. Gene Ontology annotation, biological process: defense response to Gram-negative bacterium; antibacterial humoral response; defense response to Gram-positive bacterium. The transcript has 3 exons. Lineage: Eukaryota; Metazoa; Arthropoda; Insecta; Diptera; Culicidae. Bases 14 to 196 code for a protein of 60 amino acids.
AACUCCGGCAAAGAUGAACUUCACAAAGUUAUUCAUUUUGGUAGCGAUCGCAGUGCUUGUAGUCGUUGGUGUGCAACCCGUAGAUGGUGCGCCCCGCUGGAAGUUUGGCAAGCGGUUGGAAAGACUUGGACGUAAUGUGUUCCGGGCGGCUAAGAAAGCGCUGCCUGUCAUUGCCGGAUAUAAAGCGCUUGGUUAAAUGGAGCGGUCCGGACCUGGAU